Messenger RNA from Penicillium soppii, 309 nucleotides. RefSeq lists its product as uncharacterized. NCBI's taxonomy places the organism in Eukaryota, Fungi, Ascomycota, Eurotiomycetes, Eurotiales, Aspergillaceae. The record is from RefSeq and is a predicted model, not a curated record. Bases 1 to 309 code for a protein of 102 amino acids. The transcript has a single exon.
AUGGAUCCACUUUCGCGUGCAGCAAGUGUUAUCGCAGUUAUCAAGUUAACCGGAGUUAUCUUACAAAUAUGUGGAAAAUAUCUUAAUAACGUCAAGAGCGCGAAGCAGGAUAUCCAGCGUUUCCAAGAGAAGGUCGCCGCCCUUUCACAAGUCCUUCACUCUCUCGAUGAGCUGAUCCGUGGAUCUGAUGGCAACAAACUUACUGCUACGCAAGACCUAGUCGACAAUAUUGCCAAAUGCUCCUUAGCACUUACAAAUUUGAAAGAAAGAAUCAAUCCGGAAACGACGCAGAAACAGACGAGCAAAUAG